AUGGACAUGACGGUACAUUCAGCUUUGAAGCUUGAAGACUUGUACCUCAUGCAAGCCCCCACAAUUGACCAGCAGAUACAGUUGCAGGAGCAUAGUGUCCCUGUCUGGCCCACGCAACUCCAGCAAUACACUCAGAUAACAAUGCUGGACGUCAUUCCACAUCACGACUACAACGUCGAGGUCAUGCAGACUGAUUGGGCUCAGUCUCAAAUACGCGGUGAUUGGGAAGAGUUGGACCAUCCAUCAGGAGCUCUAUACCACUAUAACAUGAAAAUGCUCCAGAGGCUCGAGUCGUGGAUCAAGGUGUCAAGAUCCAAACUAAACGGCAGGAAAUGGUUGCUAGUAGUCAAGCCGCUCCGAAUGAGAGGAAUAGACAUCUAUAUAUACUACUAUGUGGUUCUGGAGAGAAGGAUCAUUGCCUGGCUAGAACUGGUGGAUGGCUAUAUUCUUUUCCAGGAAUGUACAACGGUGCGGCACUGGAACCAUAAAAGACUCGAACUGGAGGCUCAGUGUUACAGUAACAUGGCACGAGUCCCCCGCCAGCAGAGAGCCCUCUGCCACCGCACGGCUAUAGACGAUAACGGAGUCUCACCAGCUCUGUGA
Messenger RNA from Suillus discolor, 603 nucleotides. RefSeq lists its product as uncharacterized. The record is from RefSeq and is a predicted model, not a curated record. The coding region runs from base 1 to 603 and encodes 200 amino acids. The transcript is spliced from 5 exons. Lineage: Eukaryota; Fungi; Basidiomycota; Agaricomycetes; Boletales; Suillaceae.